CGGAGGCUAGUCGUUGUCGAACGGCGCGCGAGAACAUCUUGGCUUGCUUUGGGUCGGAUUGGCCCUGUGACGUUGGCGUUGAUGCGUCGAUGGGCGAGAGUUGAUGGGCGGCGCCCCGGGGAAAUUUUCCAGCGUGCCUACGGCGCGCAUGCGCAAGACAUUUAGGUAUCCAGCAGACAAUGAGACAGAAUCCAACGGCUCCGAUCCAGAAGCGCUCGACGAAGAAGAACAGGAGCAUCUGAUCAAUCGCCUCGCCGAAGAGAAUGCCUCUCGCAACGCUUUCUUUGCGCGUGUCCUCCUCUGCCUCCCGAUCGCUGCCUGCCUUCCCUAUCUCCCGACCCUCUUCCACGCCAAGAUGAGGAUGCUCUCGGUACUGAGCAUCACGUCUCUGCUCUCGACGGCGUUUCUCCUUUGGCGAUACCCGACAACGCAGACUGGCAUCGAGAUACUCGACAAGCUACACACAAAGGGCAAGCCCAAAGCCAAGGUGCUAGAUCGGUCGCCGCUCGAGACCUGGCUGCCCUAUCUGAAUCUGGGCUUGGCGGUCAUGCUUGUGCUCAUGGGCCUGCUCGUCAAGAGUGACGCUACGAGCUUUGGCUGGAUCAGCAUGGGUAAUCUCCCUGUGAUCAUAUACGCCGUUGCGCUGGUCUGCAAGGUCGUGAUGGCGAGCGUCGACCCCGAGUCUGAGCUUUCCAGUCUCAAGUACGAGUACAAGGGUGCUUGAUCAAGUUGGCAUGGUGGUAUUAAUUCUCUUUUCUAUUGUACCGUUGGUCUACAUGUCUAUUGAGUCGUUGAAACGCAAGACACCGUGACUGCGCAGUACCCC
Messenger RNA from Emericellopsis atlantica, 826 nucleotides. RefSeq lists its product as uncharacterized. The transcript has 3 exons. NCBI's taxonomy places the organism in Eukaryota, Fungi, Ascomycota, Sordariomycetes, Hypocreales, Bionectriaceae. The coding region runs from base 104 to 724 and encodes 206 amino acids. The record is from RefSeq and is a predicted model, not a curated record.